Messenger RNA from Cannabis sativa, 2864 nucleotides. RefSeq lists its product as uncharacterized. The transcript has 3 exons. Bases 437 to 1426 code for a protein of 329 amino acids. NCBI's taxonomy places the organism in Eukaryota, Viridiplantae, Streptophyta, Magnoliopsida, Rosales, Cannabaceae. The record is from RefSeq and is a predicted model, not a curated record.
UCUUAAUCUCAAACUCACUAGUAUUAGUGAUAUCUGAAUGAUGCAGCAACCGAUAUUACAUUCACAAUUACCAUUUAAAACCUUAAUUUAUUAAUUUAUUUAUAGGGUAUUGUGACAUUACAUUCACAAUUACCAUUUUUGUUGCAUUUAUUCCAUUUAUACGCUCUUCCUGAUUCUUCUUCUUCUCCACUUUUCAAGGACAGAGAUCCAGCCGGCGAUUGUUAUCAACAAUUUCCAUCAAAAUCAUCGCAAUGUGAUUCAAACACUCAAAUCUCUCCCGUCAAAUUCAAAAUAAGGUAAGAAUAACAUUUACUUCUAUUUACGAUAUUACGAUCUGUAUUCCCCUUGCCCUCACUCACAGACGGCGACGGAGACGGCGACGGAAGCUCUUUUCCUCUCUCGGACGGACCAGUUCACCUUCCUCAGUUAGUUGAGAAUGGCGGGAAUAGCUAUAGCCUUGGAUCUGUUGAGGAAAAACACAAGUUUAUAUACGGCUCACUCUUCUGGAUUUAUUCCGGCCACGGCUGCUCCCUCUGCUGCCGCCGCCUCUGUGGCUGCGGGAACACCUUAUGCCUACAAAACUUUGUUUGGUUAUUUCAGGAUACCAAUUGUUCAAUGUGAUGCUGGUGCAGAGUUUUCUAAUAAUUACGCAACUAGUUUCAAAACUGCUUCUGAAAACUUGUUUCAGAAUGAUGCUCUUAGAUACAGUACCAAGGAGUACAGAAUUCAUUUAAAGCCUCUAUUUUCGGCUUUUGAGCUUAGGACACUAGCGAUGACCUCCUUACGGUCUUUAUUAAUGUUCUAUUUACCACUUUUGGAGCCUCGUACGAAUUUGGAUGCGGAUGAUGAUGAGUUCCUGCAGGAAUCUCAGGAAGAACAGCCUGUAGACUAUGUUGCUCCCUUAAAAAAAUCAGUAAUACAAAUCUGUCGUGAGACUACUAUUGUCACAACUAGAAGAAUUUUGGAAAGAAUGGCUGUCCAUCAUGUUUCCCAGCGAAUGGCAUGGAAACUCUUAAAAGAUGUUCCAAAAUCAGCCACACGCAAGGCCAGCAGAGGAAUGCCUGCUUAUGUUUUCUUUUUCAGAGUUGGCAAAACGACUUUCAGAGGACAUCUUCUAGGAGUUGCGGCAUCAUGGACUGUUCAAGUUGGCAUUGAGUUUUACCGAUUUAUCACUCGCUUGCUGAAUUUAAAAGAAGAGGGUGAUGAAGUCGAGCCAGCAGAACAAGUUAAACUUCUUGGAAAGAAGCUUUCUUCUACUACAAUCAAAUGCGGUUCAUCACUAGUUUUUGCUUCUAUUGGAGCUGGAAUUGGUGCAGUUUUAUUUCGCCCUUCAGCUGGUCAAUGGAUAGGCUGUGCGGCAGGGGAUUUGGUAGGGCCUAUUAUUGUAUCGACUUGCCUCGCCAUAACAUUUCUUUUCAGCUACUAACAUCGGAAAUUCACCUGUUCUUGGAUCUUGAAACCUAAGAUUCCAAAAAUGGCUCAGAUGGUGGGUUAGCAGAUUGGAUAUUUCCUUUGCCACCAGGCAUUGGCAGGUAAGUUAUCAACUUCACCUUUCUUCUUUCUUUGCUUCUGUGUAUUUGUAAUUUUUUGUGUUUUUGGUAAUUUUAGAAAGCUUUAGACCAAUUUUUAAAAAAUCUUGGCUUCACUGUGAAAUAUUUGAUGAGCUGUGACUCUACUAAUCAAGACCGUUAUUUCGGUUAGAAGAUUUACUGGUGUGAAAAACUUCCUCUUAUAGGUUGUUUAAUGCUUACAGUCGAUGUUGUUGCUGCCAUUGAUUAAAAAAGGAAUAAGAUUGAUUUUGGAGUAGUAGUAAGAAACAAGGAAGGACGAGUGCUUGCUGACUAGUGGUGCCUUGUUCAUGGAAUUUUAUUUCAUCACUGCUGCUGAAGGCCAAAAUUUGUUGCAUUCUCAAGUGGUGUUUGUUAAUCUCUUUACCAAUUUCAUAUGCUGAAGUAGCUAUAAGGUGAUUGUGGUCUAAAUAAUGCCUCCUCCUAAGGAUAUUGUUAGCGAGAUUAGAGCUUCUUUCCUUAGUCUCAUUCUUGCUUAUGUUUCAAGACAAGCUAAUCUUUUAGCUCAUAAAUUAGCAAAGAAAAGGUACUAGGACUAGAUAAUGAGUUGCUAUAAUCUCCACAUUAUUUAACUGUUGUACUUCUAAUUAUUUUAUCUGUAUGAAAGUUACUAAUUCUAAAAAAAAAGUCUUCUCAUUUUUCAACUAUUACGUAGUUUAUGGUUACAUUAGUUUUUCCAUAUAUGACAAACAUUGUUAUUUGCUGGGAACUAAUAAAUAUGAAUUUUAGUUACAAGUUGAUAGGUUAUUAAAUGAUAGAAGUUUGAGAUUCGCAUUAUUUUACCGUUGCGAAGAGUUCCUCUCCUUUAUCUAUAUAUACAAUCACUUUUGAUUAAGUGACAGAUGAAAACUGAGAACUAGAAGGUUCUUGUAAGCGAUCUUAGGGUGAUAGAAUCUUUCUGGGGAAAGUUCAUGUGGUUGUAAUUGGGAUCAUUGGGAUGUCUUUGUUUCUUGAAAAACAAGAGAAAAUUCAUCAACCUUCUCUGAUGAAAAUCAAUUGUAAAAAAUUCUUCUUGUUUAUUGAAUUGACAAGAAAGUGAUUUUUCUGCCUUGGAUAUAGUAUUGCACAUUGCAGUCUGAACCAAGUAAAAGCUGGUUGUGUUCUUUCUUUGUUCUUGUAUUUGCUCCUCAUCUGAUUUCUUAGUUCUGGAUAUUAUAAAAAUUGGAUGGGUUUAAAACCUCACAAAAAUUCCACUUUCAACAUUUUUUUUAACCUCUGAAUCUCUGUUUCACAAAGUGAUAAUUUUGUGUUUUUUGUUGAGUCCAGAGUUAAUGGUUUAAAUUAGCUUCCUUUGGC